Tetrahymena thermophila SB210 is the source of this 543-nucleotide messenger RNA. Its product is annotated as ADP-ribosylation factor(Arf)/Arf-like (Arl) small GTPase family protein. Gene Ontology annotation, molecular function: GTPase activity; GTP binding. The record is from RefSeq and is a predicted model, not a curated record. Gene Ontology annotation, biological process: intracellular protein transport; vesicle-mediated transport. Gene Ontology annotation, cellular component: cytoplasm. Lineage: Eukaryota; Ciliophora; Oligohymenophorea; Hymenostomatida; Tetrahymenidae. The transcript has a single exon.
AUGGGUAUACAACUUUCUAAGCUUUUCGACAAGAUUUUCAAUAAGGUCGAAAUGAGAAUUUUGAUGUUAGGUCUCGAUGCCGCUGGUAAGACCACCAUUCUUUAUAGAUUGAAGCUCGGUGAAGUCGUUUAGAGUGUUCCUACCAUUGGUUUCAACGUUGAAAGUGUUGAAUACAAGAAGAUUAAAUUUACAGUUUGGGACGUCGGCGGUUAAGACAAGAUUAGACUCUUAUGGAGACAUUACUUCCAAGGUACCCAAGGUCUCAUUUUCGUCGUCGAUUCCUCUGAUAAGGAACGUAUCGAAAUUGCCAAGGAAGAAUUACAAAGAAUGCUUUCCGAAGAUGACCUCAAGGAAGCUGCAGUCCUUGUCUUCGCCAACAAGCAAGAUAUGGGUGUCAUGAAUGUCACUGAAAUCACUGAAAAGUUAGGUCUCGCCAACCUCAGAGGACGUGAAUGGUUCAUCCAAGGAACCUGCGCUCUCAGUGGUGAAGGUUUAUUCGAAGGUCUUGACUGGCUCUCCAAGGUCGUCAGCAAAAAGAAAUGA